AUGAAAGCAAUUACACUUGAACAAAGAGCUCGUAUUUACACUCUUAUUCAAGAAGGAUACUCUAGUAGUGAGAUUGCAUUUUGUGAAAAAAUUAGUCAUUCCACUGUUGUAAGAAUAAAACAAAGAAAGGAAAAAACAGGAAGUUUUGACAUUAUACCAAAACCAGGAUGCCCACGCAUACUUUCUGAACAACAUGAUAGGAAUAUCUGCAGACUUAUUAAAUCGGGUGAAUGUUCUAAUGCAAUUCAAAUUCAAAAAAAAUUAAUUUCCAAUAAAAAUAUUAUUGUUUCUCCAAAUACAAUUAGAUGCUCAUUGAAAAGACAAGGUAUGGUAUCUAGAGUGAAAAGGAAAAAACCAUUACUACUAAAACAACAUAGAAUUGCAAGAAAAAAGUUUGCAUGGAAAUAUCGAAAUUGGACUAUAGAGGAUUGGAGGAAGGUUAUCUGGUCAGAUGAAAGUAAAUUCAUGAUUUUUGGUUCAGAUGGAAGGGAGUGGUGUUGGAAAGAUCCAAAAUCACCUUUGCGUCCACAACAUGUUAAGCCAACAGUAAUGAUGGUGGUGGUAGUGAUAGUAAUACAAAAACCAACAGAUCCAGUUUCUCAUGGUCAACUAAAAUGUAGACUUGAAUUUUUCCCAAAAUUACCUAAUGAUAUGACUGAUCCUUCUCUAACCGGAAUGAAUUUACAAUUAACGGCUGCACCAUAUAAUGAUGAUUCAUCAACAAUAUCAAUGGCUGAUAAUCAUUAUAAUAUAAAUUAUCCAAAUCCAUACGUGGUUGUCUAUUUGAAUGAUGCUAUAGAUCAAUAG
Messenger RNA from Entrophospora sp. SA101, 807 nucleotides. NCBI's taxonomy places the organism in Eukaryota, Fungi, Glomeromycota, Glomeromycetes, Entrophosporales, Entrophosporaceae. The record is from the annotation of a GenBank genome assembly.